CUUGAAACCUCAACAAGAUUCACUAAAACCCGUUUUCCGCACUCAACAAAUAUUAAUCAAAAAUCAACCUUCAUAAGUUUUCUGUCAUCGGCGAAACACAAUUAAAAUUUUUCAUCAUUAUGUCUGUAGUUGGUGAAGUGAAUCCCAAGUACCCAUGGGGAGGAGUGGACUGUGGGUUUCCUGGCUACAGCGCAUCAUGUUUCCCGAAAGCACCAGCAGCAGUUUCACUCAGGGGUUCUAUGAGAGACUCUGCCUGGUUCUGCAGCUCAGACCCAGAGGACGCCUCUUACCAAUUUGAUUCAACAGAGCUUGAAGAGCUGAAAGCAGAAGUGAAAGCAGUCGUGAUGAACAACUGGGACCCCACUCCGAGACAAGUGAUCGAUCUCUUGAACGGCGGCAAGCUGGGAAAGUACGACUGGAACCUCGUUGCACACGCGAGAAACAUGAUCCUCGCCGAAAUCUGUCUGGCCACCGAGUCCUGGCAUUCUUUCUACAAACGACUAUCUUGUUUGUGCCCCACGUCAGCCGUGGUUGAACUCAUUGAACGCGAUCUCGACCCAGAUGUGAAAUAUUACUCUGACAUUGCGGAUAUGGUGAAACCUUCCGUGCUUCGAGAACACAUCAGACAAAUGGACAUCGAACUCGGGCAACUGAACGAAUCAUACGUUGGCAGCAUCAAGACCAACAUCCUGAACAACGACGAUGCGAAAGAGAGAGGAAUCACGGGCGAGUAUAAAUCGCUCGAGCAGCGGCAGCAAAAGCUCCUCCAGAAACUGCAUAAACAAGCUGAAAUCACUGCUUUGAUCGAUCAUCAAUUAUUUAGGGCUCAAGAAGUGCAUGUUUGUGAACAAACUGCGUUUCAUAGGACCAUAUCCACGGCUUUGAGGACCCGAAAAAUUGAAGAGCAAGGAAGGAAAGUUCUGGGAGACUUCGGCAAAAGGGCAUUGGAAAUUGGAUGUGUCAUAUCAGACGUUCUGGAAAAUACUCGAGACCUUUUGGCACUGUUGACUGGAGAGCAGGAAACGCCUGCUGAGAGGAAAAUCGCCCUCGAAAAGCGAGAGGUUGAGGAAGAAACGACCAAAGAAUGCGGGAUAUGCUCACCUUUGCCGGUUCCUCAUCGCACAACACCCAUGAAGUUGCGGAGUCCCUUCGGCGAAGACGAAGAAGCGUUUUGCGAGGAGAACGACGAGGAAGUUGAGGAAGAAGCUGGGAAAUAUAGAUUCGGAUCAAGACUACGGUGUCCAAGACAAAGAGGAGGUGGUUGCGACGACGAACAUUUCAUUCGGAGGCAAAUCGCUAAACUUCGUGCCGUACCUGAUGAAAAACCAAUCGAACGCUGUGAACCGGUCACUGAAUACAGCAAAGCUGCGUGUUUCGAGGAUCUCUUCUGGAGCGUAACGGCAGCGAUUCUUUCCCCGUUUCGAUACUUCUUGUUCCACGACCAUUGCUCAGAUGAAAUGCCGGAAGAAGACACACAUAAGCCACUUCCUAAGGACGAUUGUGGACUGUUGAAACAAUGUACCAUACAUUUAGGAAGAGGAGAGUCUGAAACAAAGGAGAAGAAAGCCAUGGACUUGGUCAUCGGCAAAGACACUCCUGUCCUUGUUUGCUUCCGCAACAUUUUCCAAAUGACAUUUGGGCCAAUUUUCGACUACAUCACCGAAAAAUUUGAGUCCUUUGUUGAUCUUUCUGUAGAAGAAACACAAGAAAGCAGUCAAGAUCCGUGUAAAAAGCCGUGUCCACAACACUUGAAGGGGCUCCACGCAUGUCCGGAAACGAAAAAAUUUGUCAAUAAGUCGUCGAAUUGCAGUAUCAUGAGAUUUGCAGAAAUUGUGCAGAAAAGUCUGGUGAAUUUUGCAGAAAUUAAUGAGACUUGUACCACGGGUGCCACUCAUCCUUUGGUACAAGAACUUUUGCGAACUGGAAGUCCCGCAGGCGAUCACCCACCGAAAACGUAG
Messenger RNA from Notodromas monacha, 1958 nucleotides. NCBI's taxonomy places the organism in Eukaryota, Metazoa, Arthropoda, Ostracoda, Podocopida, Cyprididae. The record is from the annotation of a GenBank genome assembly.